Molecule: messenger RNA, 13023 nt
Organism: Pomacea canaliculata
Lineage: Eukaryota; Metazoa; Mollusca; Gastropoda; Architaenioglossa; Ampullariidae
Product: protein dopey-1-like
Biological process (GO): Golgi to endosome transport
Cellular component (GO): endosome; trans-Golgi network
Source: RefSeq, a predicted model, not a curated record
GUCAUCGCCUUAUUUAUUUGGUGCGAUACUAUCAUCUACUGCGAAUCUAUGAUGAUUUGUGUGUAUGCUAGAUGUCAGUCGUUGUCACUACCGCAUGACCAACAUUGUUAUUCAGCGCAAUGUAAACUUCAGUUCUGCAGUCUGAAAUGUAGAAGUUUAGGUAAACAUGUAGGUGUGUUAAAAAAAGAAACAAGCGCACUUUGCCGAAACCUUAGUUGAAGAAUUACGGAGGCGAUUUCACAGGUGACGUCUGCUGCGACGGAAGCAGAAAACUCAGUUUACUUUAAUUUCUAAAGAAUAAGAUAGAAGACUGUAAGUAAUUCAAGAUGAGCAUGCUAACUGUAGAGGAGUGUGAAUUGCUGAGUGAUUCCAAGUAUCGCUCGUAUAUCAGUCAAGUGGAAAAAGCACUUAAGAGUUUCGAAUAUACCAGUGAAUGGGCAGAUCUCAUCUCUGCAUUAGGUAAACUUAACAAGGUUUUGCUGAAUCAUUUGAAAUAUCCAGUGAUACCCAAGAAGGUCACUAUUGGGAAGAGGCUUGCCCAAUGUUUACACCCGGCCCUUCCCAGUGGUGUUCAUCUCAAAGCGCUGGAGGCCUAUGAUAUCAUUUUCAAAUGUAUUGGGACCCAGCGCUUGGCUCAAGACUUGUUUGUCUAUAGUGCUGGCCUCUUUCCCCUCCUGGCCUAUGCUGCUAUGAGUGUAAAGCCGGUGUUGCUGACAGUUUACGAGAAACACUUUGUGCUGCUGGGACGGCAGAUCAAGCCAGGUCUAAAUGGACUUCUGCUGGGUUUGUUGCCAGGCCUUGAAGAAGGAGCUGAGUAUUUUGACAGGACAAACUCUCUCUUAGAAGAUUUCUGUGAGGCAGCAGAACCCCCUUUUUUCUAUACUGGAUUAUGGGAGUGCAUCCUAAGCCUGUCCAGUGUGCGACUGCCAGCUACAACUUUCCUUCUGAACCACUUCAACAAGCGUAGUACCAUGGAGGACCAGCUUCAUAUGAUGGGACUGGAUAUUGAUCUUGUGGUACAGGCAAUGUGCAGUGCACUGCAGGACUGCAGUGUGCUAGUGCAACGUAGCAUGCUUGAUUUUCUGCUGCUGGCCUUCCCCAUGCACAAUGGCCAGCUGACCAGGAAUGACCUUUCCACUGUAGUGGAAGCUGCCAUAAAUGUGGUUCUUCGGCGAGACAUGUCUCUUAACCGUCGUCUGUAUUUGUGGUUCCUAGGCAACAGUGCUAUGCACUCUCAGGCUGUUACAACUAACAGCACAAGCGAGACUGCUUCAUUCACACGCCGUGUGAGGGCCGACAGCUCCUCCACAACCAGUGAAAUGGACCUUAGUUACUUCCACACAUUCUCCAAAGAACUCCUGGUGAUGGCCCUUAAGAGAAAACUCUCCACUGCCGGUGAGGAGGAAAAACAAGGAGAAGAUGGGCACUUGCCUAUUCUGAAGCCAUUCCGUAUCCUUAUCAGCCUGUUGGACAAGCCUGAAAUUGGACCUGUGAUUAUAGAAGAUGUGCUGUUGUCUGUUUUCCGUAGUUUGUAUCGCUGGGGAAGUAAAGGUGAGGCAGCAAACUCCAGCAGUGAGGCUGCUAAUGCUCAGACCACAAGUGCACUUUGUCUCAGAGACAGCAAACAUAUAGAUGAGCUGAUUAAGACAGCUAAUCUACUGUUUGGGUCCUUUGAGUCCUACUUCAUUUGGGAAUUUCUUGGACGACUGUUCAGCUCAGCAUGCGAGCAGACAAGGCUACGAAGUCAGCGUUCUGUGUUGACUUUACCCAAUGAAAAUGAAGAUGAUGUCCAUAUAAAGGAGCUGUGCAAUAUUGUGGAGUUCUUGUUGGAUGUGAUAUCACUGGAUGUCUACCCAGAGACCACCACUGAGCAUGUCCCAGACUUGCUUUACCAAGUCAUCACUGCUGCCACUGGCUGCAUCAAGGCAGCAAGUGAUGCAGAACUGACUGCAGUCUUGAGCAUGUGCAGCAAGAUCUUGUCUCGAGUUCAGCCAUCCAUGGCCACACCCAGUGGUGAUGUGGAUCCUUUUGAUAGCGAGAGUUUAUGCAGGUUGUCAGAUGUGACAAGUUUUCACAAGCCUGAUGUAGAGUCUCCUCCCUCUGAUGGUAACAGUGGUGAUUGUGUUGACAAUACAUCUUUCGAUGCCCAUGGUAAAAGUGGUCAGACUGAUAGUAGCUGUUGCAGAGAUGGAUGUAAUGCUGGGAGGGUAGGUGAUGAUAAAGUUACAGAUAAUGUAGAGAACAAAAGUAGUCUUCCUAUGCCUGAAACCAGCAAAGGGAUUGAUCAGAGUUCUGAUCUUGCGGGCCGAGCUGAAAAUAUCCAUGUAGCUGACCAAGGUGAGGCUGCAGCUGAUUGCAAGAAAGAUGAUGACAGCCAGAAAGAUAAUGAAAAUAGCCAGAAAGAUGAUGACACCAAUAAAGAUGACAACAGCCAGAAAGUGUCAUCUGGUAAUGUGGGGCUUACAGUCCCACCCACAGUAGAUGACGUGGCAGUAAACGCAGAAAGUAUACAGAAUGUGAAUGAAUUUUCAAGCAAAGAAAACAGUGGUCAGAAGAGUGAGGAUGGGGACGAUGCUGUUAAUAGUAUGCCUCUGAAGUCCGCUACCAAGGACAGAGAUGUGCGAAAACUGUCAGCUAGUAGGCAAAAAAGUCGAGAUGACCGGUCAAAUGGUCAUCUCACCCUGAUGCAACAGUGCCUGGCCAGCUUUCAAGAACUUUUUCAUUGCAUAAUCACACAAAGGAUAUUGGAGAGCGAGGCAGUCUGUGAAAAGUUUACGGAACUUAUCACUCUAAUGCCAACAGACAGCGGCAGAACCUGUGAGCAGGACUCCGCGUAUGAUGCAAGCUCCACGUGUAGUCUUGACGACUCUAUCCGAUCUCGGCUGCAGGAGCUGAGAUCACAUCCCAGGAUCAAACCUAGAACAUGCACUGAACAGGGACAGGAUGCCUUCUCACGAGCUUGUCGCCUUUUGGUAGAUUUUGCAAGCUUUCCCUUGUACUGUGCUGACUACCAGACUGUUAUUGACCAGAUGUACAAUACAGAGGAGGACAAUUUUCUGCCCCCCUGGCUUCAGGAUCUGCUGACUUGUGCCUGCUUUGUCCAAAAUUUCCCGGUUCAAGCUAGUGCAGUCACCUCCAUGCUGGAGCUUAUUAUUCUUACUCAAUCAGUUCAGUCUGAGACCCGGGACAAGUCACGUGACUCUGGUCGCCAUUCUGUCUCUGAAGGGCGAGUGUCUGUUGUGAUACUGCCUGCAUUGCUACCACGCCACUUGCAGCAUAUCAAUGAAAACACAAUAUUCUAUCAGGUAACAGCUCAGGAACUGUGGAACCAUUUGGGAUCAGAUAAUGCAGAUGAACACCAUCGUACAGCUGAACUUUUCCAUACCCUCCAUCAGGUUACGCCCAAAGCCUGGAUCUGUGAAGACGCCAUUGGCAUGGAUCUUAUCAGUAAUGAUGAGGAUACCAGACUGCUGGCAUACAGGAAGUUCUCCAUGCUGUGGCACUUAACACGGAAUAUGAAGUCUGAACCUACCUUGAAGGAGGAACCUCGUACAUUUGACAGGUCCAUGUUUGUAUUGCUGGACAGUCUGAAGGAAGAGGGCAGUACAGCAAAAUCCUUAGCACUCACCUGGUUGACACAGGCUGUGCAACGAGGGGACAUCAGCCGUAUUCUCAGACCUAUACUGCUCAUGUUACUGCACCCAGAUACUGCCAGGAUUUCCAUUCAGCAUGUAAGUGUGCAAGAAACUAAGAAAACACCUGUGUCUGAGGUGGACAGUGAUAGCAAUCAUGAAGCAAACAUAUAUGCCAUUAGCAGUGAUGGAGGGAAUGUGACAUUUCAUGUCAACCAUAACCACUCAUUCAAGGCAUCUCACAAGUCAUCGGAGGACCUCAAGUCUUUUGCUAUGGCUGUAAUGAACGAGAAGGGUGGGCAGACCUCAACAGCUCCUGUUAGAGCUCAUUCUGAAGCAGAGCUUUCAUAUGAACGUGUUAAUCCUGACAAUCUGAAACUAAGGAUCAACCCAUUUGGGUCAGAAAACUCAUUGGACAAGUUAAUUUUUGAUGGAUUUGAUUUUCCCUGCAAAAUACAGAGCUCCAAUCUUAGUGGCGCCCGGCGACUGAACAAAGAGACCUGUCAGAAAGAAGGCAUCUUUUUCGAUGGGAAGGAAGAAGUUGACCCUGCACCAGAACUUUCCGAGGAUGUAUUUGCAGAAAAAGAAUCCACAGCAGAAUCUGUUGUUGCAGACAUAAUGGAGGAACUACUUAGUCGUGUGCUGCAGCAAGUUGCUGCCAAGGGUGGGCAGGAUGACGAUAGUCUGGGCAAAGGUCAGAGGAAAACAAGUCUGAUAUCUUCCUCAGGACAAAUGUGUGAUCAGGAUCUCUUGAAUGCUAUAGAGUCUGCUAGCCUUGAUGUGGACUCCACAUCCAGUAGUGAACUGGAUAUUCCACGAGUGACAGCUGCAGGACAAGAUGUCAGAGGAAGAGGUAUGGAUGGAAUAGCUUCUGGCAAAGGAACAAGCUCAGGCAUAAGUGGAGGAGGGGGGAGCACUCCUGUUGAAGAUGGGGAAGAACUGUCAGCCAUCCACCCACUGCAUAUGCACUUAUUACUGUACACCCAGCCGUACGAUUAUCGCCGUACUCUUUAUGCACUUAGCACCCUCCACUCCAUGUUGUCCCAGUGUCCACGCCUUGUUGUCACUGCUAUGGCAACCACCAGCAUCGCUGCAAUUCGAGCCCCACACUUACUCCGACUGCAGACACUGCUUGCACGCCACCGCAAGUCUGUCUUUGGCAAAAAUUUCUUUGGGGAGAUGUCACCAGAAGUGCUAUCCAGCUACCGAAGUAACAUGUUUCUGGAAAUUUUGAUCUCGCUGUGCCUAUACUGCAUGCGUGGGUACUACCCCAACUUGAUGGCAUCCCGUCUGACACAGGAGGAACUUCAGGGGAAUCACCUUGUUCAUUCCCAAGCUGCUGAGGUUCUGAUUCUCCUGCUGUCUGAGCUGUUGGCAAUAAUGCGAGACAGUGGCCGCAACUUUGUUUCAUACAUCUCAGACCUCUUGGCACGGUGCAAGCUGCAGAAGGCUCUUCUUCACACUUUGCUGGCCAGUGUCUUUAAUGCUCGCUUCAAACCGCACAGUGGGAAGAAACAACCCAGCCUGACAGAGGCCAUCAUUGAGUUUAAUGAGAGUGAGCAUGACCCUUGCGUGCAAGAGGCUUUCCAGCUUGGGCUGUUGCGUCUGAUUCUUGUCACCAUGAUGCUGGAGAACUGCAUCUCUUCUUGUGUUGGCAGCAAUCCCGUUGAUCCUUCUGCAGGGUCUGGCACAGAGUGGGAUCGCCUCCGAACAAGCAUGCAACACUCCUUGACAAGAGUGAGGUACCGGGCUACAGACCCCAUUGCCCAGCAGCCAAUGUUCUUGUCAGGUGUGCUGAGUGCACUGAAACAGCACCAUCUUUCUCACCUCCACCGCCAUUGGAUAGGACUUGUGACUUCUGCACUGCCUUUCAUGGGUCGGAGCCUCACCCGCAUUGUGCUCUGUGUGGUGGCCCAGCUGUGUCGAAAUCUUGAAAUUCUGGUUGCAGAGUGUGAGAAACAGACUCACAGUGGAAUGAAUGUUCCACCUGACCAUGUGAUCACUCUGCUGGAAGGACUUACAACUCUGUGCCAUUACUGUCUUCUUGACUCAAACGCCCAUGUUUCCAUUGGUCAGCCAGCCCCAGCCCCUACCAGUGUUGCUACGGAAACAGCCAGUGCUGGACACAUCUUGACAAACCUUAUUAAUGUUUUCAACCCAAUAAGCAGCAUUCGAGAGACAAGCCCACAGCGAGACAUGUCUCCGGUGUCACCAGUAAUGGAGGCUCGCAGCAACCUGUUGAGCAUCAUGCCACGUAUCAUGGCCUGCAUGGCCACCCUGUGGAAGGCAGUCAGCCAUGACGGAAUACCUGCAGUUACGACUUCCUCUCGCAGUCAAGCACACAAUGGUUUCUACAAAUUACUCAUGGGAGAUCCAAAGGUUGUGAGACAGUAUAUUCUGGAGCUUCUUAGCCCUAUAUCACUUCUUCAUGGAUCUCACUUGCUGGGGGCCUUUGCUGUAGCCUGGAAUGAUCGACGACAGAAGAUAGUGGGUCAAAGCAGAAAGGCAGGAAUUCUGGUGCCAACCUGUGAAGAUCAACUGUUGCUUGUCGAACUGGUCAGUGCUAUUAAAGUUCUGCCUGCAGACACCCUCAUCCAGACAGUCAAGAGUGUUCUUAAGCAGCCACCACAGACAGAACUGGCCAAGAACAAGAAAUCGGUGCCAUUGGAAGUCAAUGUGCUCCAGUUCUUCUUUGCUUACGUUCAGCGAGCCUCUGGCACCCAGCUGCUGGACUCAUGGCCAUCCCUCCUGACCUUGUUAAAGGAUGUUCUUCUGAUGGGGCUUCAGCCUCCAGCCACCUUCAUGCUUCUGUACAUUUUGAAUGACUUUGUACAGAAAGCUCCAGCAAUGGAAGAUAAAAAGUCACAGAAAGAUUUGCAGGACAUGACUCAGAAGUUGUUGGAGGCAGUCACUGCCAUUGCUGGGCUGUCCCUGCAGCAAACAACAUGGCUGCGGCGUAACUAUGCUGUGAAACCUGGGAAGCAGACAGACAUGGGGGAAACAGAAGAUGCUGAUAUUGAACAGGAGCAAGAAGAAGAAAGGAAUCAAGUGAAGGAGGUCAGUGUGGCACAGACCACAGACUCCAAAUACAGUGUGCAGGCAUUGCUUUUGCUAGCAGAGCUAACAGCACCAAUAUUGGAUGUAGUUUACAGCAGUGAGGAAAAGGAGAAAGUGGUUCCAUUCCUGACCACUCUGCUUCAGAACGUCUUUCCUUAUCUUCGCCAUCACAGUGGUGACAAUUUGCCUAGCUACCGUGCCUGCUCGCAGCUGCUGAGUAGUGUAAGUGGUUACCAGUACACACGCAAAGCCUGGCGCAAGGAAGGCCUCGACCUUCUGUUGGAUCCAAACUUCUUUCAGAUGGAUGGGCGCAGCCUGGCAUAUUGGAGAGUGGUUGUUGACAAUCUCUUCACGCAUGACCGCACCACCUUCAAGGACCUUAUGAGUCGUGUUGCAACAGCUCCAUCCGGUUCACUAAAUCUGUUUACCAACAAGGAACAAGAGUUUGAGCUGCGGGUCCAGUUGCUGAAGCGACUGUCUUUUGCCAUCUUAUGCAGUCCUCUGGAUCAGUACCAGCGCAAUAUGCCAGAGAUCCAAGAGCGACUAGCUGAGAGUCUACGUUUGGCACAGGUGCCAACCAUCAUGAGCCAGGUGUUUCUUUGUUUUCGUGUGCUUAUCCUGCGCAUGUCACCCCAACAUCUGACUUCUCUCUGGCCUACCAUGAUCACAGAACUGGUGCAAGUAUUUCUUCAAAUAGAGCAAGAGCUGUCAACAGAAACCGAUGAAUUCAAUCAGUACAUCAGGACACGAUCGAGUGAAAAUAAUGGACGUUCAGGUGGAUUUGCAAAAAUCUUUACAAAGAGGACACAACUGCAGCGGAUAGCGGCACUAGAUUCUAGCUGGGCGCACCUGGGUAAUGGCCUGAAUGCACACAACAAUCCCAGCUGGCUCAGCCUGUACUUGUCAGCCUGCCGACUCCUGGAUAUGUGUCUUGUUCUGCCAGCAGACACCGUACCUCAGUUUCAGCUGUAUCGAUGGGCUUUCAUAGGGACAGCAGGAGAAGAAAAUCGAGCUGCAGCUGAAGAGAACAAACCCAAACAAAAGGAUCGCCCACGUUUCACACCGCACAUUGUGCGUCUGGCUCGCUUGCUGAAUACUCGGCUACAACAGGACACUCCCAUUCUGCGUGUGGUCGAAGGGCGCCCUCUGCUGACUGUUGGAGUUCUGCGCUCCUUAGCAGAACUCCAACCAUUUUUCAACACCCUGUGCCUUUGCCAGUCAGAAAAGUCUGCAUCUCUUAAGCCAGCAGCCCCAUCCAUCACAGCAGGUCUUCAAGUGCCCAGCGUGGGCCUUUCAAAAUCUCAGUCUGCACCAGAGUGUCUGGAAUCAAGAUCCAUUGAUCAGCCACCCAAGACCUGUCGCCAGCAUGUUGAGGAGUUAUUGGAGAGAGACUUCCUCGAGCCAGUUUCUUGAGAUCUUGGUGUGUAGCUUGAAAAAAAUACAAAGUACUUUACGAAGGAUUAAGGAUCUGUGCAGAGUAGAGAACAGAGUUCUUUGUCACCUGGGUUUGUGAAAUGAAAGCCCAAGACCAGCAGUGCUGCUAGCAUUGUAUAUUCAGAUCCAGACAUGGUACAGAAUUGUGUCCAAACCAAACAGAGGCUACCACAAUCUGGUGGUAGUAAAAUCCUUUGUAUAGUGUUGGAAAACAUCAGCUUGAUCAUCAGCCUACAUGUUCAUUCCAUAGAACUUCCGUCAUGGUCUGUGAUUGGGUUGGAUGAAGAUGCAAAACAAUUUUUUCUUUUAUUUUAAUGAUGAUAAUGAAAUUUACCAUCAAGUGAAGAUGCUCCAUUCAAGAUUUGAUUGUUGAAAGAAUGGAGAAGAAUCAGUUUCCAUCAGAGAUCUUAAGAAGUUUGCAGGACCCUGCAUUGGGUUACCAUCUCUGUGAUAAUGUUUCCUUCAAGGCAGAUAAGCACAAACAAUUCCUUGAGCUUCCAGGUAAUCAGGUAACUAGUAAAAUUUUAUACAGCCAGAGAGCAUUUCUCAAGUCCUUAAGAGGCUAAGUGGUACUAGUGCUGCGAUACUACUCACUGCAUUCCAGAAACUGAAGGAACACAGGCUGUGUGCAUCUUUAUCAGUGUGAUGCAUCAACAGCAAAGAUCCGGAUGCUACUAUGGAUAAACCAGUUAAUUGUUUUAUCAGAGAACUGGGGAGUGUUUUUUGUUUAGUUCAAGUCCUUUUCAGCAUUAUCUUAGCAUGACCUAGAAUGUCAGGCACUAGUUAAAUGCUGAAAUGUCAUUGCGCUGGCAUAUAAUUAUGUAUUAUGUUUGUAUAAAGUUACAGUGUUGUUGCAAAGAAUGGAUGAUAUAAUUUAUUGAGUCGUGCAUGUAACAGCAUUGCUUCUUUUUGCUUCUCUUUUUUAUUUAUGAAUAUUGCUAGCAUGAUGACCAGUCAUUACAUUUUUGUUAUCAUGAUGUCCACUACAGUAAAAACAUGGCAUUUUGUCCAUGAUGUAAUCUUGCAAUGUUUUUUUGGCAAAAUAAUCAACUUGUAGUUUAACAAUUUUUUCUUUAAAUGCUAUUUUUAAAUGUUGCUGUUAAGAGAGUUCAUUUGAGGAUAUGUGAUUCCUGCGUCUUUCAGCGUUCUCAUGUUAAAACACUAAUAAGAUGUUGGUCCUAACUCGAGAUAUGGGACAGCUGUUAUGAUAGUAAACAUCAAUCAGAUGAGAAAGUAAUGGUAUUAUUGUGUUAUAAUAAUGCAGAUUAUUCUUUGAAGAAACAUACUUUACCAUUAAAUAUUCAUUUGUGAUCAGUGAGUAAGACAUAAUUAUGAAUGAGGGGUUAGGGUAGAGUGAGAGUGUGUGUAUGAGAAUACUUUAGCAUGUGUAACUGUCCAUGAUAGCUAUAUUCACCUGUGUCUUUCCUGAAAUUACUUCAAGAAAUAUGUGAUUGCAAACGUGCUGGGUAAGAAACUUCAGCGCAGUAAAGAGAGGUGGAUUGUUUAAAACUCUUUACCAUUCAGAUUAAUUCAAUUUGCAAUAUGACAGAAGUGUUAUUGAGAUAUAAAUGGUCUAUUUGAAGUAUGUGAUUACAUGUUGACAACCAGAUUUGAAUGCGGAGUUUAAUGUAGCAUGAUGGGGUUUUGUUUGCGUCACGUGAUGUUUUGUCACUGGACAGCUAUUUUGGGUUCUUUACUGGAAAUUUCAGCUGCAAUCAAUCAUGAUUAGAUAAACCUCAGCCAGAUUCCUGGAGCAAUCUUACAAGUCUGUAGCAGAGAAAGACACGUAAAAGAAAAGCAGUGGUAAUUUUGUAAGACAACAUGUUGCUUUUAGUAUUGAACCAGUAUGCUGAGGAAGUCAAGAACUUUGCCUGUUCAAAAUAAUCAAAAUGAGAAGUCUUUAUCAACUUAUGUAGCACACAUGGAAGAAAUAAAUUGAUAAUUAAAUUGCUAAUAUUGAAGCGUUCAGAUUUUGUAGACAAUGCACUAUAGGCCAAAUAUUGCCCAUCCAAAAAUCCUCAAAACAAGAAUUCUUUGUUACUUUUUGUAGUUCAGUUGAAAGAAACAAUUUUCAUUAAAUUACUAAUAUUGAAAUAUUGCAAGUGUUGAAGAGAAUUUGUAAUGCUUAUCAAAUUCUGAUUUUGCAGCGAUUCCAUUUCUUUGUUUCUAUCACCAGCGUUAUAGGACUAAAGUUUUGUAUCGAUUUUCAUAAAAAUGUAACCUUUCAUAUUGGUUUUUUUCCUUUCUUGUUGGCGAUCUUCUGGUCAGUGGUCUUGUUAAAUUAUAAUACAUAAUUUUGAUGCCUAUUGUACUGUUCUGAUUAUUUUCCUUGUGUUGAUUUCAGAUUGUUAUAUUUGUGUAUUUGUUGGUUUCUCCUCUAAACCUUGUGUUUCUUUGUAAUAGAUGUGCCCUUUACUUUAAUUUUGCCUAUGUUGACUGGAUUUCUUGGCUUACAAAGGUUUUGUUUGCUGUUUGCUUUUUUCUACAUCUUUGGUUGUGUUCAUCCCUCUCAGGUUCCUUGCUGAAGAAAGAUGAUUUUUUUUUUGGCAGUUCUCUGUGAUGAACAAAUCAUGUUAAUAAAUCAAUUUAUUUAAUUGAUAUAUACUGCACUAGUGCUUUUGUCAUCCAGUGAUAAGCAUCAUCCAAAUUCAAUAACUUAAUCUGAUUUGUGGGAUAUUUGUUAAUUUUAUUUCUUCUUAUUAACAAACACUGAAACAUUAUAGACUGUGUCUACUUAAGUUUGGUUUGGAUAUUAUUAGUAAAAUUGUAAAUUGUAUUUCCUUUGAUUGUUUCAAUGUUUUUUUAUAAUUGCUUACAUGGUUACAAUUGUGAAUAGGUCUUAAUGCCUUAUAUGGGACUUGCAGUGGGUUUUGUCUAAUCAUAGAAUGUCUUUAUUGGGUGUGUGCGCGCAUGCAUUUUUGCAUGCAUGUGCUUGUAUGUUUCAAUGUCUUUCAGACAAUGAACAAAAUUAUCCAAUGUGAGUUGAUUUCAGCAUUUUUUGGAAAGACUAUUCAUACUCUUGAGUGCAUUCCCUUUAAAAUGUUGCUUGAGACCCUCAACUAUAAACUUCCAGUCCCAUCAGCUUUUGUGUUAUUUUUACUGUUGUCUUUUACUUUAUUUGCUAAGCAGAAACUUGUCAUUCUGUUAUUCAAGAAAUCUUUGCACCUGCUUUUACUUGCAAUAGUUUUAAUGCUGUAAACUGGCUUAAAAAAAGAAGAAAAAAUUACAUACAGUUUGCCUUGGUCAUCUCCUUUCUAUGACUUUUUUUGGCCAGGACCUUCAUGCCAGACUUUUGACAGUUGCUUUUUGGGAUGCUCUUCUGUCAAGACUGUUACUAAAUACAUUUACUUGAUUGGCCUAUAAUAGGCCACUGCAGAAUAUCUGUGACUAACUAGUCUGGUCCUUAUUGAAUUUACUGAAGAGUUAAUUGUUUUCGGUAGAUAAGUUCUGCUUCUGUAACCAAUAAGAUGACAUCCUUGGCGGAUAUAAAUUUUGUUACCUAUAUUAUCCAAACUCGAUCAAGCUCCAUUUAAUAAUAGCUGUUUUGGUGGCAUGUCAGCUUAUUUGAGUGAGAAAAAAAUGAUACCUGCAUGUAUUUCAAUGUUAUCAUUAGCCUUUGGUGACAUUUGGGCUCUUUAAUGAGACUUCAGUAUUAGUUUGACUGUCACAGAAAUGAGCAUAUGUUGGUUUCUUUGUAACAUCCAUUACUAUUUCAGUGUACUCAUUGUAGCUAUGGUACUUGAAUUAUAUAGACAUAUGGGAAUACAGCAGUUCUAAACAGUGCUAACUGUAAAGUUUUAAAAGCAUGGACCAGAUCAGCUUCAAAAUAAUCUUUUUGUGUUUUUGGUAGAGGUGUUGAGUGACUUAUUCUUUGACCUAAUAAACUGGCAGUACAAGCAUGUUCUUGAUAGUUUCACAAGCUCGAUAGACCAUAAUUUGCAGUGAUAGUGCAUAGUCUACAUCCAAAAGGAACUGAUAUUAUUCAGGAGUGGUCUUAAAAACCAAAUGUUAGUGUUGUUAAUUAAACAGGAAUACAAACAUUUUGCACAUUUGUGAUGUUAAAUAAUAGAAAUGAAAAUGCAUAGACCUGUGAAAGUUAAAACCAUUUUAUCUUGACAUACACAUCAUUGUGGUAUAUUUUUAACCUACAACAUUUGGUAUAAAACUAAAGCAAUAUUAUGAGACACAUGCUCCACAUAUUUCAUGGGGCUAGCAGUCAUCUUGUUUUCCAAGAGUUUGGUGUUGAAAGAUUUAAGCCUAUAUAAACAGUUUUCUCUAUGUCGGUAACCCCACAACACUGUUCCUGGUGAAAAAAAUGAAAUGCCCAGUAUAUAGAAAUAAAUACCCAGUAUGUGUGUGACCUUUAGUAAAUAUUUUCUUUUUAGUAGUUUUUAAUUUCUUCUCACAGCAAAAAGAAAAGUAGAAUGUUUAAGCUAAUUUUGACAUUGAGCAACAUAAAGGUGAAGCUCAAUCUUUCACGUUAUUAGAUCAGGUGUGUGCUAGAAUAUAUAUAAAAAAAAAAACUAACAAAACACAUGAGUCUUGUAAAGGGUAAAUUUGCUGUUUAUUUCUGUGACUCAAUCAUUGGUUAAAGGGAAAACAUGAAAAGGCAGUGCAUUUUUCCAAAAUGAAGAAAUCUAUUUUUGAUGAGCAGUAUUUCCUGUGGCAAUUUUGUCCUAUGGGUGAUAGGUGUAAUUGUGCCAUUUGCUGAUAUUUUUCUGUAGGAAUAAUAAAUAGCCACGUUUUCUUUGUAAGUAAAUAGUGUAAUAACAAUAUUAAGUUAUUUUGGCUGGUAAAAGUUGUCUGUGCAUGCUGAUCAGUGUUGUAGGUACACUUGACUAUAAACACAAUGGUGUCAUUACCUGAUUGAAAGUGCUAAUAAAAUAUUGUUAUCAACAUU